CAUUCUUCGCGUGCAACAACAGACAAGUUCAUCACCGGGGAGCGGCUCUCCCACGGGGGAGGCGGAGCUGGCGGCGGAGCCACCUGAGGAGGAAAACGUGUGUAGUAUAGGAGUAUAGGCCUUGGCAUCAGAUCAUUGACGGGCGCCGGUCGAUAGAGUUCGCACGCGAAAAAAUGCCCGCCACCACAAUGGACCCAACGCGUUCCUCUAGCGACGUUGCAAUCGACGAAAGUCGCUUCUCGCAGAUGAACCUCGAAUCGUGGGACAUCGUCGUUCUCAUUUCCUACUUCAUUGGCAUGCUCUUCGUCGGAGCCUGGUCCUCAUGGCGAAGCAGCAGGAACUCGAUGAGCGGCUACUUCCUCGCCAGUCGCAGUAUGCACUGGAUACCGGUGGGGGCAUCGUUAUUUGCCAGCAACAUCGGGAGCGGGCACUUCGUAGGACUUGCCGGCUCCGGUGCAGCGUCCGGCAUCGGGAUCGCGGGGUUCGAGCUAAAUGCCGUGUUUGUUGUACUCAUCCUGGGUUGGGUAUUCGUUCCAGUUUACAUCGCGUCCGGGGUGUACACUAUGCCCGAGUAUCUACGAAAAAGGUUCGGAGGCCAGCGAAUACGAAUCUACCUCUCAGUCCUUGCCCUCCUACUUUCUAUCUUCACCAAGAUAUCGGCUGACUUGUUCGCCGGAGCAAUAUUUAUUAAACAGGCCCUGGGUUGGAACCUGUACGUGUCUGUCUGCAUUCUUCUGGCUGUGGCGUGCUUGUUCACUGUCGCAGGUGGGCUAACUGCUGUGAUAUGGACGGAUUUUGUCCAGACGGUGUUAAUGUUUGUUGGAGCUAUAUCUCUCACCAUCAUCAGUAUGAUCCGAGUAGGCGGCUACGAUGAGCUGAUGCGGAAGUUCGCAACGGCCGAGCCUCACGACGGCAGCUACGUUCGGUACACACCGGACAACGUGUCUUGUUCGAAAGUCACCGAGCAUUAUGCCAGCUUACUACGUCCAGCCACGGACACUGACCUGCCAUGGACGGGAAUGGUUAUAGGAAGCACCAUUGCAGCAAUCUGGUACUGGUGUUCGGAUCAGGUGAUUGUUCAGCGGGCAUUGUCUGCUAAGAAUAUGUCGCAUGCCAAGGGGGGAUGCGUCAUGGCUGGCUUCCUCAAGCUCUUUCCAUUGUACCUGCUGGUUGUCCCCGGCAUGGUUGCACGUGUGCUGUACCCAGAUACAGUAGCGUGUUCAGACCCGAUGCGUUGCAAAGAAGUCUGUGGCAGCUCCAAUGGCUGCACCAACAUCGCCUACCCGCUUCUAGUGGUCAGGCUUAUGCCAGUGGGUGCUCGAGGCAUGAUGCUGUCUGUAAUGUUAGCGGCACUGAUGUCUUCCUUGACGUCCAUCUUCAACAGUAGCUCCACCAUCUUCACCAUUGACAUUUGGAAGAAGUUUCGGAAGCAGGCGUCCGAGUGGGAGCUUCUCGUCGUGGGCCGCUGUUUCGUCGUAGUCAUGGUUGCCGUCAGCGUCGUCUGGAUCCCCAUCAUUGAGACGUUUCCAAACAGCCAGCUCUUCCACUACAUUCAAGGCGUCACUAGCUACUUGGCACCACCGGUGUGCGCUAUCUACGUUCUUGCCAUAUCUUGGACACGUAUCAACGAACCGGGUGCGUUCUGGGGUCUAAUGGUAGGACUCGCCGUCGGUCUGACCCGGUUUGCCUGGGAGUUCUCCUACACCGUACCGCCGUGCGGCACCGCGGAGCCUGAUCCACGGCCGGCUAUUAUCUCCAGCGUGCACUACCUCCACUUUGGAAUAUUACUUUUCUUCAUCACCAUCAUAACCAGUAUUGUCGUCAGUCUUCUUACUCCACCCAUCAAAGCGAAGCAUUUGCAUCGACUGACAUACUCAACGCGACUGAGCACCGACGUCAGGGAAGACCUCGGUAAACGCCGACCAAGGACAUCAAUUACAAGCAUAUGCAAUGGUUGCGACAACUUGACCUACAACAAGAGCACGGACUGCUUACAGGUCAACAACGUGAUAAUUCUGAAGCAACGAGAAGAUGUCAAAUCUUACGACGUGAUUACCUCCAAGAAACAAUUAUCAGGAUGGAAGCGUGCACUGUUCUGUCUAUGCGGAGUAUCUCAAAGCCAGAUGGACGCGUCUGAAGAGACCGAAGUGCCCGUGCUCACUCCAGAGGAAGACGCCUUGCAAGCAGCAAAGUCGUUGGAAGAAUCUCCUUCUUCGGAACUGAUCUGCAAUGUUGGGGCUGUGAUUCUAAUGUGUACUGGCGCAUUCAUUCUGGGCUACAAUGCCUGAUCCAGUUCCUAUCGGUACUCCUCCAGUAGCUGCUGUCAUCUACGCGUCAUCAUCCUCUCUUCGGAGACACUCUCCUGUGCGAGUGCGUCCAUUUUAUAUGCGUGAUUUUAGUGAUCUUGCCAAAGGACAGGCCAUGUCUACUGAGAUAUGUUCGUUUUUGUAAAGACAACGUGCGUUCGGUCAGACGAGGUUACAGCUAUUUAUACUUUUUACAAUGACUUUAUGGUGACCUAGACAUCGUUGAACUGACGAUCUUCGUAUUGCACGGGUGAAUGCUGAUUCUGUCUGGGACGGCUGUAGUUGGUGCAAAGACUAUGCGCAUCAAGCGGUCGUCAUCUGUGAUCCGAGUGCCUGCUGUUAACAGUGAGGAAGAAGAAAUGUAAAACAUCCACUACUCGUGGCAAGCAGUGAAAAUAUGUUUAUAUUUUUCACUA
Messenger RNA from Ornithodoros turicata, 2722 nucleotides. Its product is annotated as sodium/mannose cotransporter SLC5A10-like. The transcript is spliced from 14 exons. The record is from RefSeq and is a predicted model, not a curated record. Gene Ontology annotation, biological process: transmembrane transport. Gene Ontology annotation, molecular function: D-glucose:sodium symporter activity. Bases 174 to 2288 code for a protein of 704 amino acids. NCBI's taxonomy places the organism in Eukaryota, Metazoa, Arthropoda, Arachnida, Ixodida, Argasidae. Gene Ontology annotation, cellular component: plasma membrane.